AGCAGCCGCGGCAGCUCGGCUCAGGUCAGUCAGCCCAGUCAGCAGUCAUCCCCGCAUCUAUCUAUAUUCCCUUUUCUUAAAUUAGCCACUUUAAGCUUCGCGAUACCGCCCCCAAUUUCAGCGUCGGUACGGAGCCGCCAGGCCGGGACAGAGACGGAGAGAGAGGCCUCGGCCAUGGAAGCGCUCGGACCCGGCCCUCCUGCCCCGACCUCUCUGUUCCAGCCUCCGCGGCGUCCCGGCCUCGGCACGGUGGGGAAACCCAUCCGGCUCCUUGCCAACCACUUCCAGGUGCAGAUUCCCAAGAUUGACGUCUAUCACUAUGAUAUCGACAUCAAGCCUGAGAAACGGCCUCGAAGGGUCAACAGGGAGGUGGUGGACACCAUGGUCCGGCACUUCAAGAUGCAGAUCUUCGGUGACCGGCAGCCUGGAUACGACGGGAAGAGGAACAUGUACACGGCACACCCACUGCCCAUCGGGAGAGACCGGGUGGAUCUGGAAGUCACCCUUCCCGGGGAGGGCAAGGACCAGACCUUCAAGGUGUCCCUGCAGUGGGUGUCGGUGGUCAGUCUGCAGAUGCUGCUGGAGGCGCUGUCGGGUCACCUGAACGAAGUCCCGGAAGACUCCGUCCAGGCCCUGGACGUCAUCACGCGGCAUCUCCCGUCCAUGAGGUACACUCCAGUGGGGCGCUCCUUCUUCUCCCCUCCAGAGGGGUACUACCAUCCUCUGGGGGGGGGCCGCGAGGUGUGGUUCGGGUUCCAUCAGUCCGUCCGUCCCGCCAUGUGGAACAUGAUGCUCAACAUCGACGUGUCGGCCACGGCUUUCUACCGCGCUCAGCCAGUGAUCGAGUUCAUGUGCGAAGUCCUCGAUAUUCAGAACAUCAACGAACAGACCAAACCGCUGACCGACUCGCAGCGGGUCAAAUUCACCAAGGAAAUACGAGGUUUGAAAGUUGAGGUGACGCACUGUGGUCAGAUGAAGAGGAAGUAUCGAGUGUGUAACGUCACGCGCCGCCCUGCCAGCCACCAGACGUUCCCCCUGCAGCUGGAGAACGGUCAAGCCAUGGAGUGCACAGUAGCUCAGUAUUUCAAGCAGAAGUACAAUCUCCAGCUGAAGUACCCUCAUUUACCCUGCCUGCAAGUGGGGCAGGAGCAGAAGCACACCUACCUUCCUCUGGAGGUCUGUAACAUCGUGGCAGGUCAGCGCUGCAUCAAGAAGCUCACAGACAACCAGACGUCCACCAUGAUUAAAGCCACGGCGCGUUCAGCCCCCGACCGGCAGGAGGAGAUCAGCCGACUGGUGAAGAGUAACAGCAUGGUGGGGGGCCCGGACCCCUACCUGAAGGAGUUUGGCAUUGUCGUGCACAAUGACAUGACGGAGGUGACCGGACGUGUGCUCCCAGCGCCCAUGCUGCAGUAUGGGGGCCGGGUGAGUACCGACACAGGGCGGGACUGUGGCAGGGGACUCUCUCCGCAGAAUAAGACGGUGGCCACGCCCAACCAGGGCGUGUGGGACAUGAGGGGGAAGCAGUUCUACGCCGGGAUCGAGAUCAAGGUGUGGGCGGUGGCCUGCUUCGCCCCUCAGAAGCAGUGCCGGGAGGACCUGCUCAAGAGCUUCACAGACCAGCUGAGGAAGAUCUCAAAGGAUGCUGGGAUGCCCAUCCAGGGCCAGCCAUGUUUCUGUAAAUACGCCCAAGGAGCCGACAGUGUGGAGCCCAUGUUCAAACACCUCAAGAUGUCGUACGUCGGCCUGCAGCUCAUCGUGGUCAUCCUGCCUGGGAAAACGCCGGUUUACGCCGAGGUGAAGCGGGUCGGCGACACCCUCCUCGGGAUGGCCACGCAGUGCGUGCAGGUGAAGAACGUGGUGAAGACGUCCCCCCAGACCCUCUCCAACCUCUGCCUCAAGAUCAACGCCAAGCUGGGAGGCAUCAACAACGUCCUGGUGCCUCAUCAGAGGCCCUCUGUGUUUCAGCAGCCCGUCAUCUUCCUGGGGGCCGACGUGACGCACCCCCCCGCCGGGGACGGGAAGAAGCCGUCCAUCGCGGCGGUGGUGGGCAGCAUGGACGGCCACCCCAGCCGGUACUGCGCCACCGUGCGGGUCCAGACGUCUCGACAAGACAUGUCCCAGGUCUCAAACACUGAAGAGCAGCUCUUCAGUCAGGAGGUCAUUCAAGAUCUGACCAACAUGGUGCGAGAGCUGCUCAUCCAGUUCUACAAGUCCACGCGCUUCAAGCCCACGCGCAUCAUCUACUACCGCGGCGGCGUGUCCGAGGGCCAGAUGAAGCAGGUGGCGUGGCCCGAGCUGAUCGCCAUCAGGAAGGCGUGCAUCAGUCUGGAGGAGGACUACCGGCCCGGCAUCACCUACAUCGUGGUGCAGAAGCGUCACCACACUCGCCUCUUCUGCUCGGACAAGGCCGAGCGGGUGGGGAAGAGCGGCAACGUUCCGGCCGGCACCACCGUGGACAGCACCAUCACACACCCGUCCGAGUUCGACUUCUACCUGUGCAGCCACGCUGGGAUUCAAGGAACCAGCCGUCCCUCCCACUACCACGUCCUGUGGGACGACAACUGCUUCACGGCCGACGAGCUGCAGCUCCUCACCUACCAGCUGUGCCACACCUACGUUCGCUGCACCCGCUCCGUCUCCAUCCCGGCGCCCGCCUACUACGCCAGGCUGGUGGCUUUCCGAGCCCGCUACCACCUGGUGGACAAGGACCACGACAGUGCUGAGGGCAGCCACGUGUCGGGUCAGAGUAACGGCCGGGACCCCCAGGCGCUGGCCAAGGCCGUCCAGAUCCACUAUGAUACCCAGCACACCAUGUACUUUGCCUGAGCUCGCCAGUAUGUCAGCCAGUCCACUUCCUUUAAUCUCCUCUCCUCUCCUUUUUUUUUUUUUUUUUUUUUUUGGUGUUGUUUUGCCCCCCCUCCCCCAUCGUCUCUUCUUCCUCACACUCUUUAUCUGAAUCGGCACCAAAGCGGCUCUCAGAGGCGACGUGGAGGUUUCCCCCUUUUUUUUUUUUUUUUUUUUUUUUUCCCCACCCGACAACCUCCCAAACCAGCGUGCUGUUUUUUUUGUUUUUUUUUGUCAUCCCUCCGCUCGAGCCGCCGUUUCAACCAGCAUCCUCGUGCUGCGAGCCCGGAGGGUUUCCACUGCACAAAGAUAAAGAGAAAACAAGACAAAAAAAAAAAAAAAAAAAAAUACACAACAGCAACCACAACAAAGCCCACACCAACGCACGAAAAAACAAAAACAAACCACACACACCACAGUCGAGCCAUUACUUUGCGUUUGUUUUUGUUUUUUCUAUCUGAAUGUCUGCACUGGCGUCGGCGUUCCGUGAGACACGGAGCGAGGGCGGUGGAGCGGCGCCGCCAGCACACCGCCCCGCUCCCCCAGUUCAAGCAGGACUCUUAUCUACUUUUACCUCAAAGCCCCUUCGGGGCGCAAAACUCUGUCACAAGGUCUUGGGUUUAUGGGGAGGCGGGGCGGGGACUCCAACAUGGACGGGAGUUUUACCUUUUCAGAAUGAUAUAUAUAUUUUUUUCCUUUUUACGAGUGUGUGUUUUAACCUUUUCUCCUUUUUCGGUCUUUUACAAAAGCGAGGUGACCUGGGUGUCCAUGCCCAUAGCUACUUUUCCUCCCAUUUUAAGCGAAGCGUGUGUGAGUGUGUGUGUGUGUUGAUCUCUGUAUAUACAUGUACUGCUGUAUGAGUGCGUUUGUUGCGUGCGCGCGUGUGUGUGUGUGUGUAUUUCAUGGCAGGCCACUGAAUUGUAAAGGGAAAUCAAGGAAAUAACUGCUGUAAAUGCCUCAGAUUUGUUGUUUUUAUAUUCACACAUACAGUACAUAUAAGCAUAUAUUUACAUCUAUAGAGCAACUUUGAGACAUAUGACUUAAACGGGGCCUCCUGGAGGCCGCUGUGGGUAUUUGUAGCAGCCCUGGGCCGCCGCACCGGCCGGAGCGACUCCAGCGACGGGAUCUUUGCGGGUCCCGGUCGGGCGAGUCGCUUGGCGCGGUGGGCCGGUCCAGGUCUGAUGUGUAGCAGUAGCGACCGCGGUCCGGCGAGCGUCCGGCUCGGCAUCGGGACCUCUCCACCAGCUGAAGGCAUUAAAACUCAGAUUACGGUCUUAUCAAAACCGCCACGGGCGGGAUCUUACUUCUCUUCGGACCUGAUGAUAUGAUGACACUGCUGGACGUUGUAUGUUUUAUUAUUAUUAAUAUUAUUAUUAUUUUGUAGUACUUUUAAAAGGCCUAAAACCACAACUUAUUUUUAUUUGGACUUUUUAAAUUGGAGGUCUCCUUUGCUGAUAUUGGCCAAUUCAUUGCACUGACCCGGGACGCUAGGCAAGUAACAGAGGGCACUCUCAAUCUCUCUUACCUUUAUGCAUUUAUACAUACGAAUCAACAAAGCAGAUUUGUAAAAGUUUAAUAUAAGACGUUUUGUGGUUAUCUUAAAUACUGUUGUUUAGAGCUAGUAGUUUACCAUUGAUGUUGUUGUCGUCGUCGUCGUCAAUGUUGUUGCUAUAUUGUGAUGAAAUUUUAAGGACGGGCAGCGAAGCCGGCGCUUCUCGUUUGGCCGGUUGGAUUUCAGGAACGGAGUCGGGUCGCGGAGCCGCGGGUCGGGAGGCUUUUCUUCAUCGUAGCAUUGUGGUGGGGAGCGGUGCGGGGCGGGGGAGGGGCUGCCGGGACCGUGUAGCACUCGCACCGCGAACAGAUCUGUCGUCAACGCGUCGGUUUGGACGGGCUGGGUCGGAGGAGACAAUCAGGAGUGUGUUUUGGGGGACGGAGCGGUCAGCGGCCGGCAAUGAGUCGAGUUUUUAGACUUUUUAACGAGGUUUCUAUAACUGUGUUUGAAGUAUACCCAUCUGGAAGUCCAUUUAACAGUGCUCCUUUCAGAUUUUUAUGCAUUUCUCAACACUGGAUCAAGUGAGUUGUUGUCUGCACUGCCCGGAGACGCCCCUCGUCUUCCCCGCCCCCCCCGGUGUCGGGCGGCGGCGCUGCAUGGGGAGCGGUCGGCGUUCACGCCUCGUCAGGGGGGCAACGCUCAGCGGAUGAAGCUCUUUUGUAAUAAACCGCCCGUAAUGCAGCAGGUUUACUAUGAUCGAGUUUGAGCACCUUCCUGCCGAAGGCGUGGACGCUGGCGUGGAGGAGCGGAGCGGGGCGGGGGCGGGGCGGGGCGGAGGGGGCGGGGCUCGAGAGGGCGUCGUCGAGGCUGUGCAGGCAGGGAGCGGUUAAAACGGGCAAAUGCUGUUUUUCUUUCUUUGAUUUCUUAAGUGCACUAGUUUGACAAUAAAUAUCCAUCCAGCAGCUCCAAAGAAAAAAUCCUUUCAAUCAAGUCAGGCGUGCAGCGGUUCGCACUCUCGGUUCUCACAGCAAGACGAUCCCCCCGUUCAAGUCCCGGCUGUGCGUCUUCCCUCGUUUCCUCCUGAGGUGAAUUGGCGUCUUUAACGGUUUUUAACCUGCGUUCGUACGAGCCGAGCCGUCGGAGCUGUGCGCAGCGCUCCAGGAGGUGGAUGGAUAUUUCAGACCCCCCUCCCAAUCCGUGUCGCAACCUUUCCAAAGCAAUAUUAACCCAGUUCCAAGUUGUCGAAAAGCGGAGAAACAAAAAGCUAUGAUUCUGCUCAUUGCGGUUGGUCGACUCUCGCUAUCGUGUGUCUGUACUUUAAGAAAAAAAGAAAAAAAGAUUUCUGUUUCUUGGUUUAAUUUUAUUUGCUUGUAUCAAUCAGUGGGAAUGUGCAUUUGGUGGACUAGUUUAAUAGGCUUUAGACAAUUUUCUUUUGAAGUAACAAAGUGUAGACUUUGCUCGCCUGCAUGCCGGAGUAUCGUCCUUUUUAAAAGAGAAAAAAAAAAAAUGUUUUGGAAUCAUAUUUAUUACGAGAAAAGAAAAAGA
Messenger RNA from Salarias fasciatus (jewelled blenny), 5884 nucleotides. It is a transcript of the gene ago4, whose product is annotated as argonaute RISC component 4. Gene Ontology annotation, molecular function: RNA binding; protein binding. The record is from RefSeq and is a predicted model, not a curated record. Bases 175 to 2829 code for a protein of 884 amino acids. The transcript has 19 exons. NCBI's taxonomy places the organism in Eukaryota, Metazoa, Chordata, Actinopteri, Blenniiformes, Blenniidae.